This is a messenger RNA of Oncorhynchus keta (chum salmon), 3146 nucleotides long. RefSeq lists its product as uncharacterized. Gene Ontology annotation, molecular function: phosphoric diester hydrolase activity; double-stranded DNA 3'-5' DNA exonuclease activity; DNA-(apurinic or apyrimidinic site) endonuclease activity. Gene Ontology annotation, cellular component: nucleus. The record is from RefSeq and is a predicted model, not a curated record. The transcript has 2 exons. Gene Ontology annotation, biological process: base-excision repair. NCBI's taxonomy places the organism in Eukaryota, Metazoa, Chordata, Actinopteri, Salmoniformes, Salmonidae. The coding region runs from base 140 to 1648 and encodes 502 amino acids.
CUGGAUCAGCACUACACAGGUCAUACAGCACGACAGAGAAGACACACCUGGAUCAGCACUACACUGGUCAUACAGCACGACAGAGAAGACACACCUGGAUCAGCACUACACUGAAUCCAACCUAGAAACAGCAAGAACUAUGGAACAAUCUACAGGAAGUCUCUCUAUCAUCACCUGGAACACUUGUGGUGUUAAACCAACAAAACGGUACCUAAAUAAGUUUAUUGAUAUAAUGGACUAUGGCAAGAAACAGAAAGCUGACGUAAUCUUCCUUCAAGAAACUCACAUAGGACCUAACUGCUAUAGAAAGCUGGAAGAACAUGGAUGGGAAGAGAUGGAAACACAUUGGACCUCUUACUUUACCGUUUACUCUCCGAGGAGCAAAGGAGUGGCCAUACUGGUGAAUAAAGACAUACCACACUAUCAGUACAUCUGCCAUGAUGAAGAUUACGCUGGUGGCUACAUUGUCCUGUUCUGUCAGAUGUAUGGUCAACUCUUCACUCUUGUGAACGUGUACAAUCACAAAGAAGACAAGAAAGUACUGGGGAGGCUGUCACAGUAUCUUCAGGAGAUGAAGAUUGGCACUUUAGUGAUUGGAGGGGAUUUCAACACAGUCUUGGACCUCGACUUUGACAAGCGUACAGCAUCUGAACAUAGAUGGUACACAUCCCUACGACCUCUCCUGCAGAGUUUCAUUUCCUCACUGAACCUCCAAGACACAUGGGCAAGACUACAACCAACAGAAAAAGCCUUCACUCGUUCUCAGGGCACCAGCCACUCCCGGAUAGAUAUGUUCUUCAUGCAACAGGACAAAGCCACAUUUGCUCAGAGCUGUGAGAUUCACACUGACUCAGGGAUUUCAGAUCACAACCCUGUGUCUCUGAAGAUCCUCGUUCCUAAAAUAGGAAGCACGUUAACAGAUGUUCAUGAAAAGCUGAGGAAGUUGGGCGAUGGUGGACAAAAUGUCAAGAACAAAUUAGAUAGAAGAGCAGGAAAAAUCAGUGGGGCAGAAGUCCUAGUGGCGAUAAAAUCCCUGGCUGACUCAUCAAAUGGAUCAAGGGAAGAGGACCUCAUGGAAACAGAGACAUUAAAGCAUGAAUACAAUGAAAUACUCAGGAAGGAGGAAAUACCAGAGGGAUUCAAUAUGUCACUUAACCGAAAGUACAAAAUAUUUGCCACAAUACUUGCCAACCGUCUGCAGAUGUACCUAGAACCCUCGUUCACAGGAAGUAUUAAAAUACCACCAAAUAGUUCUCCAUACAUAGUUUACCUGGGCAGCCAACCAUUGAUUAAGUCAACUUUCUUAGAAGAGGCACUGCUGACCAUUUACAUAAUUCAGUCUCCUCCUAAAGACUUCACAAUCCUAAAGCAGGUGCUUCCUGAGGACUUGGGCAUCUUGUGGAAGUUACUCCCAAUGGUUGAAGGUGACAAAAUAAAUCUACAGGAUCAAUGCCCCCUCACCCCAGCACUACUACACCUGUGUCUGAAGUACAUGGAGCACAGAAUCCUUAGUGUUAGAGGCACAGUCCUUAGUGUUAGCCUUCAAAGACGGAGUCUUUGGAUACACAUGGAACAAGAGAAACAGCGUUCUGUGGUCAAGCGGCUCUCUGAAAUCAAAAAGAAGUCUGACCUGAGUUUAGGUGUUUGAAGGUAACAUGAAGUGGAAGAUGGACAUUCAAAUGAAAUGAAACAUUUUUAUUUAUGAACAUUUGAACAUCUUGGCCAUGUUCUGUUAUAAUCUCCACCCGGCACAGCCAGAAGAGGACUGGCCACCCCACAUAUGCUCUCUCUAAUUCUCUCUUUCUUUCUCUCUCUCUCUCGGAGGACCUGAGUCCAAGGACCGUGCCCCAGGACGACCUGACAUGAUGACUCCUUGCUGUCCCCAGUCCACCUGACUGUGCUGCUGCUCCAGUUUCAACUGUUCUGCCUUACUAUUAUUCGACCAUGCUGGUCAUUUAUGAACAUUUGAACAUCUUGGCCAUGUUCUGUUAUAAUCUCCACCCGGCACAGCCAGAAGAGGACUGGCCACCCCACAUAGCCUGGUUCCUCUCUAGGUUUCUUCCUAGGUUUUGGCCUUUCUAGGGAGUUUUUCCUAGCCACCAUGCUUCUACACCUGCAUUGCUUGCUGUUUGGGGUUUUAGGCUGGGUUUCUGUACAGCACUUUGAGAUAUCAGCUGAUGUACGAAGGGCUAUAUAAAUAAAAUUUGAUUGAUUGAUUGAUUGAUUUUUAGAAAAAUAUUAGAGAAACUGUUAUUGUUCAGCUUCACAAUGAGAAAAACAAAAUACCAUUGAAAAUAUAAGAAACAUAUAUCAAACUACAUCCAUGAAGUGUUGAACCAGUGAUCUCCAUACUGCUAUGGGCCCUGAGCACCUGUUCAGCCAUCGGUCUCUUCAGUCAUCUCCAGACCCACGGCCAGCCUGACAGACCCACACCACAACCCGGACUUGUGAUACCUGAAGGGAAAUCAUACUACGAGAGAUGGGAUCGCAAAGGAAGUAAAGAUGGGACCGAAGUAAAGGUCAAACCCAGAACCAAUCCUACAUCAGGUUAGAUCAUAAACAAUCAAAUAAGAGGAAUUAGACUUCAUAUCCAGGGAUAUUGGAUUUCUGGCCCUAUACAUUACUACCUAUAUAAAUGUAAAUGUAUUUUCAAACGUAUGGGUUAUUUAGAUGUAACUGUAUCUUCCUUUUUUAAAAUCAUAUUGCUAUAUUCAUCUUUGAUUAUCUGUCUUGACAGGAAUAUAAAUACCUACUGUACAUAUUAUACUGUAUAGAUGUUUGAGGUAACCUAUGAUGUAUGAAGGAGAAUUACUCCCAGGAGUAUGCAGUGCCUCAGUCUUAUCAGGGUUCUGCCGACUGUACAUCAAAUAUAAAUUCAACUCAAUAUUCUGUUGGGUUUCUCAGGUUACAAUGGCUUUGAAACCACAAGGUCAUCUGAAGUCCCUGAGGUCUCAUUAUGAACAUACUCCUAUGCUUUGUACAUAAUAUAUAUGUCUUCCACAAAUACAUGUGUGUAUUUGUAUGUGUGUGUAUUGUUUACAUUUGUCUUGAUUUAGAACUUCCUGUAGUAAAACAAAGAAAACACAAAUGAAGACAAAUAAACCAUGAAAAUUCACAAAUAGCAAAGUAAAGAAAAUUCAACAGUC